This is a messenger RNA of Cloeon dipterum, 6580 nucleotides long. RefSeq names its product cell adhesion molecule Dscam2-like. The transcript has 32 exons. Gene Ontology annotation, biological process: cell-cell adhesion. Lineage: Eukaryota; Metazoa; Arthropoda; Insecta; Ephemeroptera; Baetidae. The record is from RefSeq and is a predicted model, not a curated record. Bases 276 to 5984 code for a protein of 1902 amino acids. Gene Ontology annotation, molecular function: protein binding.
GAGCGCAUUCCGCGGCCGACUCUCGAGCCGAGCGCAUCAACCCCCACCCGGCUCCGCUUGGCUGACAACGCGCGCUCACGUGCUUUCUCUCGAUUCUCGCUCUCUCUCUUUCUCUCUCGAGCAUGCUUCGGCCGCUGCUGUGAAUUGCGCCACCUUUCACCGCAAAUUUUUCAUGGACUUUUCCGGCGGCUGGCCCUAGGCAAGCGCCGCUGACACUUUCGUACUCGUCCCAACCUGUUCCCAAAUCCAGCAAGUGGCACACGUGACACUGCAGAAUGAUUCGGCUCGGCUUGUUCUGCGUCGCAGUCUUCCUCCUCUCUGAAGGGGUGGAUGGCCUGUUUGACACCCAAGGUCCGAGCUUCGUGGUGGAGCCACCACCCCGGCUAGAGUUCACCAACAGCCGAGGCGGAAGGGUGGACUGCCAGGCCGAGGGUAACCCGGACCCCAUGGUAGACUGGGUGGCGGCCGACGGCUCUCCCCUCUCGGUCAUUCCCGGGGUGCGGAUGCCCAUGGGCAACGGCACGCUCAUCUUCCCGCCGUUCCAGGCCGAAAUCUACCGUCAGGACGUGCACGCCGCCGUCUACAAGUGCGUGGCAACCAACGCGGUCGGCUCCAUUGUCAGCAGGGAUGUUGUCGUCAAGGCUGUGGUUAACCAGCAUUACGAGCCCGAGGUGCAGAAUCCAGGUGGCAAUGUGGGCAACACGGUGAUCAUGCGGUGCACCGUGCCAGCUUUCGUCAAGGACUACGUCACCGUCACCUCGUGGCUGCAAGAGCCGAAUUUCAACAUCUACCCCUCGAUCAUCAGCGACGGGAAAUAUCACAUGCUGCCCAGCGGCGAGUUGCUCAUCAGCGACGUGUCCCGAGCGGACGCGACCAAGAGCUACCGAUGCAGGACGCAUCACCAACUCACUCUAGAAUCCGUCGAGAGUUUGAACUCUGGCAGAAUACAACUCACUGAAAUCAGAGGGCUGGUUCACCCGACGCUGUACGACAAAUUAGUGACGCUCACUGCUCGAGUAGAUGACACGGUGGUGGUUCCGUGCGUGGCCUUAGCCAACCCUCGACCCAGCUACAGGUGGUUUCACCGCACGGGCCAGAACCAACAGCAAGCCAACAUCGACGGGUCGGGCCGGUUGCUGGUGCGCGACGGCACCCUCGUCAUCCCCAACGUCAAGCAAUCGGACGCAGGUUCGUACUUUUGCAACGCCAGCAACGCGCAGGGUAGUGAGGUGAUGGAGGUCAAGCUGAGUGUGACUGCGACGCUCGAGGUCACCAUGCAGCCCAACAGACUGACUGUUGACCUGGGCCGGAGUGCGGAAAUAUCGUGUGUGAUCAACGGAUUUCCCCACGGAACUCCGGUCUGGCUGAAGGACGGCCAGCCUCUGCGAGUUAGUUCCAGAUUGCGGCUCGCCGCCCCCGACAGGCUGCACCUGGGCUCCGUCUCCAAGGAGGACCGAGGCAUGUACCAGUGCGUGGUCAGGAACGAGCAUGAUAUGGCCCAAGGAUCUGCAGAACUCAGACUUGGAGAGGUGUACCCGCAGCUGGUGUACCGAUUCAUCGAGCAGACCCUGCAGUCGGGGCCGUCGGUGUCGCUGAAAUGCAGCGCGUCGGGCAAUCCUACGCCACAAAUCACCUGGACGCUCGACGGCUUUCCGCUGCCUCAUGGAAAUGACAGACUGAUGAUCGGACAGUUCGUGAGCGUGUUCGGCGACGUGAUCAGUCACGUGAACAUCUCGUCUGUGCGCGCUGAGGAUGGUGGCGAAUAUGAGUGCGUGGCUGAAAACCGCGCCGGCACCGACAGGCACUCGGCCAGGCUCAACAUCUACGGCCAGCCGUACGUGCGACCGAUGCCAUCAAUUUCUGCAGUCGCCGGAAAGCGGCUGGAAAUAAAAUGUCCCGUCGCUGGCUACCCCAUAGACACCAUCAGCUGGGAGAAGGAUGAAGUGCGAUUGCCAACAAACAUCCGGCAAAAGGUGAACAACGGCACGCUCAUCAUUGACAACGUACAGCGGACCCUCGACUCAGGCACUUACACCUGUAUCGCGAAGAACAAGCAAAACUACUCUUCACAGCGGUCAGUCACCAUCAGGGUACUAGUUCCACCGAAAAUCACUCCGUUUUCCUUCGGUCGCGACCUGAACGUGGGCGAGCGCACCAGCAUUCAGUGCGUGGUGGUCACCGGCGACCUGCCGCUGACCUUCACGUGGCUCAAGGACGGGGCGGUGCUGUCCCCCAGCGCGUCCGACCUGCGCGACGUGUCGGUGCGGCAGUACGACGACUUCACGUCGGCCCUGUCGAUCGGCAGCAUCUCGCAGAUGCACGGCGGCAACUUCACCUGCCGCGUGGCCAACGACGCGGCCAACGUCUCGCACACGGCGCGCCUCCACGUCAACGUGCCUCCGAGAUGGGUCGUCGAGCCGUCAGAUCAAAACGUCGUCCUCGGCAAAUCGGUCGCUCUCCAGUGCCAAGCCGACGGCUUUCCCAAGCCAACCGUCACGUGGAAACAGGCGAUCGGGAAGCAGCCCGGCGACUACAGAGAGAUAGGCUACCGAAGCCAAAGACUGAGGGUCAUGGAAAACGGAUCGCUGGUUAUCGCGCGGGCUAUGGAGGAGAACGAGGGCUACUUUUUGUGCCAGGCGAGCAACGGCAUAGGGGCAGGCCUCAGCAAAGUCAUCCAUCUCAACGUCUAUGCUGCCCCUCGCUUCAAAACGCAGUCGAAGAGCGAAACCGUCCGAAAGGGUGCGACUGUCCACCUGAAGUGCGAUGCUGAGGGAGACAACCCAAUGGAUAUUGUCUGGAAAUUGAGAUCAAUUAUUGUCGACCAUACUUUUGACUCCAGAUUUUCUGUGAAAAAGUCGCCCCUUUUGACUGGAAAUGGAGCCGUGUCCGAACUGACCAUUUCAAACGCGGGUCACCAAGAUAGGGGUGACUACAUGUGCGUUGCCACAAACGAGUAUGGCAGCGACACACAGACAUAUCAGUUGAUGGUGCAAGAGCCACCGAGUUUUCCGCGAAAUCUGCACAUCACCGAGCAAACAAGCAGAUCCAUCGUGCUUUCUUGGUCGAGCAACACAGAUGUCAAUAUUCCCAUCACUAGCUACGUUCUGCAGUACAAAGAGUCAAAUGAUGUUUGGAAUGAACUUAAUGCUCAGCAAAUAAUAGCCGGAGAUAAAACGACAGCGGCUGUCGAGGGACUAAAGCCGGCCACCAUGUACCAGUUCCGGCUUUAUGCCGAGAACCAGCUCGGAGCCAGCGAACCAAGUGACAUCCUUCACGGUAUGACUUCUGGAGAAAAACCGGCGGGUCCUCCGCUACAAGUUUCCGUCGAACCAGUGUCUUCCACUCAGCUCAGGGUAACCUGGCAACCUCCCAACAAGGAACUGUGGAACGGGGACAUUUUGGGCUACAACAUCGGCUUCAGAAAGUCAUUGCACGGCUCACAAGAGGCUGAUUACAAUUACACUCGAGUGUCGAUUUCCGGGGACAUGCCAGGGGAUUUCCGACUGACUAAUCUGGAGAAGUUCACCAAGUACUCAGUCGUGGUGCAAGCCAUGAACAGUAUUGGGGAAGGUCCCAAUUCUGACCCCUUUUCUGCUCUCACACUGGAGGAUGUUCCAAGUGGACCUCCUCAGGACGUGCAGUGCUCCGCCUUGACCUCGCAAAGCGUCCAGGUAACUUGGCAGCCGCCGCCACUGGCAAAGGUACACGGCAUCAUUCAAGGAUACAGAGUCACUUAUGAGCCCGUGGAAGAGUGGUCUGACUCUCACGUAGCAAGCGAGACGCGUUCGACAGCGGGCUUGAACACGGCGCUGCACGGUCUGCAGCAUUUCACCAACUACAGCAUCCAGGUCCUGGCGUACACGCGCGCCGGCGACGGCAUCAAAUCAAACACAAUAUUCUGCCGCACCGACGAGACAGUGCCAGAGGCUCCCGAGAGGGUCAAGGCGGCGGUGAGCUCGUCCAACGCAAUCACCAUAAGCUGGCUGCCGCCGCGCAGACCCAACGGCGUGCUCACCAAGUACACGGUGCACAUCCGCUCUAGCUCGGAGGCUAAGGACCGCGUGCUCAAGUGGACCCUGCCGCCGACGCAGACCCAGUACAACGCGCAGGACAUCCGCAAGAGGAACGGCGACACGUACGAGGCCUGGGUCACGGCCUCCACCAAGGUCGGCCAGGGCCAGAAUACGCCCGUCGUUAAACUCUAUCCUAGCUCGACAGUUCCUGCCGCCAUUGUUUCAUUUGGCCAAACCAUAACCGUGCCUUGGAAAGUCGAAGUCAAACUACCGUGCCAGGUGGUUGGAGUUCCUAGGGCUUCGGUGGAGUGGAAAAAGGGAGACGUGAAAAUUCAAAAGGAACAUAGAGUCAUGGUUUCUUCAGAUAAUACGCUCAUAAUUUCCAACGUGCAGAGGGCGAACGAGGGCAACUACACUUGUUACGCCAGAAACAAUCUUGGAACGGACCAUAUUACUUUCGCUCUGAGAGUCCAAGUGCCCCCCACGCAGCCGAUCCUGUUAGCCACCGCAGUGACGUCAAACACGGUGCAGCUGCAGUGGAAGCAGGGCGACAACGGCGGCGCGCCGGUCAAGGGCUUUUUGCUCUCGUUCAAAAAGGACUUUCACUCGGCUGAAUGGGAGGACGUCAGUUUGGACAAACGGCUGCACAUGUACCUGAUGGACAAUCUUGAUUGUGGCACGCAGUACCAGUUCAAACUUACCCCAUUCAACAAAAUUGGUAACGGGGUGCCGAGCAAGACUGAAAUCGCUCAGACCAGCGGCACCAAGCCAGUGGCACCAUCCAGGAACCAGUUUUUGCAGUCCAACAUCUCCGCCGUGGUGCUCUACCUCAACACGUGGUCCGACGGCGGUUGUCCUGUGCUGCACUUUGCUGUCGAGCUCAGGAAAAACAACGCAGAGUGGCAAACAGUGUCUAGUAGCGUCACUCCCCAGCCCAGGUACUUGAUCGAGGGCUUGGAGUCAAGCACGAAAUACUUCCUGCGCGUCACGGCGCACAAUAAUGCCGGCUACACCAUGGCCGAGUUUGAGUUUGAAACCCUGCACCAGUACGGAGGAGUAUCCCCAUCUCACGGUGUUGUUCUCUCGGCCUCUGAUGACUCUAACGUCUCAGUAUUUGAUCCACAAGUCUUGCUGCCCUCGUCAAUCGUCGUCGCUGUCAUUUUCCUGUUCGUGUCCGGCUUCUGUUAUUGCUGGCGAAGAAAAUCGGACCAUGACUCCAUGCAAGACUCUCAGGUGUCGAUGGCGAUGGACAACAAGCAGAACAUGGAGCAGCGAGAGCUGCAGUACUACGCAACUGUGCGCAAGCCGAUGCCCUCGCCUGUCAGAGACAUCAGCACCCUGGAGAGAAUCCCAGAAUAUUCAGAGGACAUCUACCCCUACGCUACUUUUCACCUUCCCGAACAGGAAAACAUGGCGUCCAAUCCUCAGUUGCAGGCACUCCUCUACAACGAGUCGCAGCACGCCGCGGAGACUUUGCAAAUGAAGCAGGUCCGCAGCAGAUCUCUCGGACGAGGCAGGGGCCGACGCAAGUCAUUCAAGUCGGAGAGCGAGGAGUACGACACUCUGGGUUCCGAGGACGAGGAGGAGCCCCUUUCGAGCCGCACAGAGUCGUCCAGCCAGCUGCACGGAGGCCCUCCCCCUCUCCGGCCGCACCUCAAUUUUCUGUACCACAAUCAAGAAUCAAGUACGUCGACCGAGCCGUCACCAAUUUCUGAACGCAAGUCUAGUAGACAAGGAAAAAUAAGAAGCGGGCACGGCGGUCGACGCGCCAUUCUCGAUACGGACGGUGUGCACUCUGCUCGGCAGAAAGGGGAACUGCCCAACGGCUUCCACGAGUUCGCGAUGGAGCCGAGUGAGGCAGAAUGUGAUAUGGACUCGCUGAAGAAGCUGCGCCUCGGUGGCAUGAAAUUCUACUACAGCCCUUCGUCGGGCGGGCGGCACAAUUUGGAAGACUUCACCAUCGCCGUGUGAUGGGUCCCUUUUUGUACAUACACUUCAUUCUCUCUGUGAUGAAUAUAUAUUAUACUGCGAAAAGAAAUGGCCAGUUGCUCGCGUUUUUGUAAUAUACUUUGAAAGAGGCGGAACUUUUGUAAUUAUUGCGACUCAUAUUGUUGAGCAAAUUUAAGAAAAAAACGUGUUCUAUAUCUGUCCAAAGCAAAAGUUAAAACAGGCAUUCGAGAUACUGUUCAGUGUUUGUUACGGGCAACUGCUGAGAUGUUCUGCGUGUUUCGUUGUUGCGAUCGGCAGUUUUGCUAUUGAACGAGAAAGACAAAAAUAUGUGAUCAACGCGUUGAUAGAUCUGCUAAUGAUUUUGAUCAAGUGAAUGCAACUGAAAUGGCUUUUAAAUUAUUUUACAAAAUGGCCUAUUUAAUUGCUCCAAACAAUAUGUGAUUGGUCUCUCUGAAUUUCGAGUCGGGUAGGCGUGUUGCCAAAUAUUUAGCACUUGUCCAGUUGUAGAAGGGCAGGACAUCAAAACGCCUGAUAUUGUUUGGGGCUCAUAAAAAAAUGUGAAACUGAGACGUGUGGAAAUGAGAAUAAAUUAAAACAAGGUGUUUUUGAUCAUUAAA